UAUGCAGCACCCCCCCGAAACUCUACCUAUUGUGAUGUUAGUGUGACGUUUGCCCACAUCACGACUCCAUUUCAGUUCAAAUAAUAUUAUAACAUUAUACUGUUUUGGUUUGGGGAAAUAUUUUAUAUAAGAUAUAGGAUGUAUUUGUUUCAUAUGAUAUAAUAUAAUAUAACAACACAACAAUUAUGAUGGUGGUGGUAGAGGUGGUGGUCAUUGUUGAUUUUGUUUUUUUCCCUGCCGGCACAUGGGUUGGGCUUGUUCAGAAGGGCAUUAAAAAAACACACACACGCACACAACACACACACACCCACACCCAGUCAGAGGGAGGAGGCGGAUCAAGACUCCAGGACUUCCUCAGUGGAACGUAGCACUCAGCGCAAUCAUGGAUGAUUCUGCUCCAUGUCCUGGUCGCUCUAUGUUUGGGUGGUUGGUGGGAGCAUCACAGGUUCUGGGUCUGGCAUCUGUGGUGCUGACCGGUGUGUGGAUGGGUCAUUACCAUGGGGGCUUCGCUUGGGAUGGCUCAGCGCAGGAGUUCAACCUGCACCCUCUUUGCAUGGUGCUGGGGAUGGUCUUCCUGCAAGGCGACGCCAUUCUGGUCUACAGAGUAUUUCGCAAUGAGGCGAAGAGAAAUGUAAAGAUUCUUCAUGGCAUCAUUCACCUGCUUGCUCUUAUCAUCAGCAUCAUAGGUUUUGUAGCUGUGUUUGAUUUCCACAGAGCAGCAAAGAUUCCAGACAUGUACUCUCUUCACAGCUGGUGUGGCAUGGCCACCUUAGUCCUGUUCUGCUUGCAGUGGGUGAUGGGUUUGCUGUUCUUCCUGUUUCCGGUUGCGUCGUUAUGGUUACGUGCCGCGUACCUCCCCAUCCACAUGUUCUGUGGUCUGGUUCUGGUAGUUAUGGCCAUAGGGAGCAGUCUGCUUGGCAUCACAGAGAAACUCCUCUUCAGCAUCAUGCCAACGUACCCUCUGUUUGCCCCAGAGGGGAUGCUGGCCAACAGUUUGGGGAUCCUGCUGGUGGGUUUUGGGGUGCUGCUCUGCUACCUGGUCUCCAAGGAAGAGUUCAGACGUCCACCUAACCCAGAGGAAGAGUCCCUAUCUGUGCACUUCAAGACUCUGACAGAGGGGGGGUCACCCACCACGCCCUGAUCUCUGGGUCUGACAUCUGACGCCUACAACGUAUAGUUUAUGUGAAGUCAAUAAAAAUAUGGACAGGAAGCCUUAAUAAUGGUCUCUCCUGAUCUUGCGUAUUACUUAACGAAUCCAUCAACUUUCAUCCAAAAAGUAUUUGUUUCUUUUAUUAGGAUUAGUAUAGUAAAAACCUAUAGUACAUGUAGCAGGCAGACUAAUCACGGUUCCUGUUGUCUUCACUUGGCAUCUCCAUAGCUGCUGUCGUCUCAACAUGUGGACGCAAGGGGCAAUGUCACUUUGUACCUGCAGCGGUUAACUGCCUAAGGCAAAAGUAAUCGAACUCCUACAAUACCAAUGGCUUCCCACACAGUUCUGCGCUGUUGUUAAGCUGAGGCCCAAACCCAGCCCACACUAAUUUCUUUAACAAUUGUCUUGACUGAGUGCGCCUGGUAAUGCCAAAUGACUGUUUGCCAGGUGAAAGCAAGCAGUGGCUACACUCUGUCUAUUUCUCUCCCCCUACUGGCACUAAGAGAGAACAUUUCUCAGUAAAUUACGCUUGAAAACAUUGUCACUCUAACCUGAAUAGAGACCAAAGAAAGGGUUAAAACCUAAACCGAAGCUGAUACACUGUCUGGAGCUAUCAGAACUCUCUGCUACCUGAGUCUACCACUACUCUAAUAGUCCUGCAUCCUGACCAGAGUUUGGCACAAGAGAUUCCUGAUCCUUAGUUUACUGAACUCUGCUUUGGUUUGUCCACUUCAGUUUAGUGUGUAACAGUGACAAAUAAUUUGGAUGCAACAGUAUGAAUUCUUGACAAUUCCUGGUCCACUAUGUCCUGCUAGCAACAAAUCUGUUGCUUUGAUGUGUUUGGCUGCUUGUUAAAGAUAUAAAAUUCAUUCCCCUCAAUGUGUUGAUGCAAAUUCUAAAAAGUGUAGCUGUUUAUGGCUUUUUGACUUGACUUCAGGAAUCAGCCCUUGUGCCUAGAGCAAAGCUUUUAUAGAGCGUUGGCCAGUCUCCAAUAGUGGAUGUUGUCUUUAUGUAAGGUCUUGAUACAUAAUGUCUUGAUAUUGUCAUUUUUUAAUAGGAAAUUACAUUAGGAAUGUCUAUUUAUUUUACCUCAAUAUUGUAUUACACAGUAAAUUGAAUAUGUGCCUUCAGAAGUGUGCGAUUGCUGAGAAUCACUGUAUUUGGCAGCAGCUGAUAACACUACUCAAAUACGACUAGAAUCGGUUCUACACAACCUUAAUUUUUACUUAAUUGAACAGAAGUAUUUCCAUUUUUGCAUUUCAUUCUAUACAGCUACAUCACAAUGGGAAACACUUUACUCUUACUUUAUGUAUCUGAAAGCUUUACUGGUGGCUUCACAGCAUUUUUAGCAUUUUCUGCCAGCCUCCUACAGUAAAAUGUCCAGGGCAACUGACUCGGAUAUUUGCAUUCUCAAAUACAGCUCCUUGGAAAAAUAUCUGGCCUUCAGAGCAUGUCUCCUGGGAUAUACUCUCAUAUACACUCAAUGAUAACCUGUAGACUUGUCAUAUUGUCAUUGUAAAAUCUCAAAAUAAAGUGUGUGUGUGCGUGAAACAGUG
Molecule: messenger RNA, 2706 nt
Organism: Hippoglossus stenolepis (Pacific halibut)
Lineage: Eukaryota; Metazoa; Chordata; Actinopteri; Pleuronectiformes; Pleuronectidae
Gene: cyb561
Product: transmembrane ascorbate-dependent reductase CYB561
Exons: 6
Coding region: 383-1141 (252 amino acids)
Cellular component (GO): lysosomal membrane
Molecular function (GO): oxidoreductase activity
Source: RefSeq, a predicted model, not a curated record